AUGUCGCAUAUUUCGUAUAACAAACAAUGGCAAGAUGCACAGAUUGCCAUGGUCGAUAUGUUGGCUAUCGAAACACCAGAACAGCCACGACAACCAGAAACCGAUGGCAAUGCCGCCUUUCAACUAGUUGCCACUAUGUUUGUGAAAUAUGUACAAAUAUUUCGAAAAUUAGAACAAUGCUAUGAUCAAAUAGUACAUCCACAAAAACGACGACUCAUACGAACGGUUCUCGAUGGUUGUAUGGGAAGAGUACUUGAAUUGAAACAUGAAAUGAUUAGCAUGGAUUUUUCAGAAUAUCAUUAUUUUGAUGAUAUACUUGCAGAUCUUAAAUUGACACCGAAUGAUCUUGAAAUUCCAAUACCAAAUUAUUUCGUUCUUGAACGUGCACAAGCAAUUGAAAAACGUGAACGACUGCUUGGUCAAAUCUUAGCACGAAUGACAUUAGAUAAUGAAAAUCAAGAAACAAGUGGAAUCAUGACCAUGGACGAUGCUAUUCGAAUAAUUCAAUCUCAUGAACGAGCUCGUCAAGGACGACUACGAGCUAAACAAAUAGGAGAAUUACGUCUUAAUGAUCAACGUGCACGACAACGUGCGAAUAUGGGUGAAUCAAAAAUGGAUAAAAUAUUAGCAGCAACAAUUAUUCAAAAAUACUAUCGUCGUUAUGUUGUACGACGUGAAGUUAAAAAAUUUCGCGAAGAAGAAUACAUGUUUCUAGGCAUGGCGAUGCCAACAUUUCAUAAAGAUCCGUUGAAACGUUUGCUUGCGGAUGUUCGGGCACAUGAAGAUGAGCGACGAAAACGUCAAGAAAAACAUGAAAUAACCUAUCAACAAGCCUUAAUAGCAACACGCGAAAAAAUCAAACAAACCGAAGGACCCGAUAUGAAAGAACGUUUACAAGAACAAAUCCGUCAAUGGUUUAUUGAAUGCAGAAAUGUUUCACAAAAAUUUCCCGAUUUUCCAGAUGAAGACGACGGAGGUUCAAAUAAAAUCUUUGAAAAAAAAACUGUCGAAGAAAUACAAGAAGAACUUGAUGCUAAACUUGAAAGUAAAGGAGGAAAAGGCGAUAAGAAAGGCAAAAAAGGAAAGAAGGGGAAAAAAGAGAAGAAAGGAAAGAAAGGUAAAAAAGGCAAGAAAAAGAAGAAAGGAGGAGAUGAUGAAGAAGGUUGGACAUUGCCGGAAUCUCAAUUUGUUACUGAGAUGAUAAAACCGUCAACACAAACAUAUCAAAGCUUUUGGGAAACAAGAGAUGAAGCUCACAAUUUUGAACAAAAUCAUGAUAAUGAAAUAGUCAAAGAAGAAAAACGAACGGAAGUGACUGAAGAAAUACGUAUUGAAGUAGAUGCUUUGAUGCGAGAAGAAUUAAAAAACCUAAAAGCGGCUAUUGAUAAAACCAAAGAGAAAAAGAAGAAGAAGAAGAAGAAGAAGAAAGCUAAAAAGAAGAAGAAGAAAGAAAAAGAUUUAACGCCAGACCGAACGAUGGAAUCUUUAUACGAGGAACUCGUUAUGAAUCGUAUAAUAAUUCGUCCCCCCAAAGUCGCUCUCAGUGAUUUUCUUGGUGAUUUCAAUUAUUUGCCAAGUCUUAUUCGUCAAGCUAAACAUGAACCUAUGCCAACUAUGUACGAUGUCAAGCAAUUAACUGCUCUUUAUGGAAUAUUACCGCUUGGAUCCGAAAAAGUUCAUGAAAUAGCACCUCAAGUAAAAGGUCUUCUCAUUUGUGGACCUCGAGGAUGUGGUAAACAUAUGUUAUUACAUGCUAUUUGUAAUGAAUUGGGUGCAAAUUUAUUCGAUAUUACACCGCAAAAUAUUUAUGAAACAUAUCGAGAAAAAGAAGGUAUUAAAAUGUUAAUGCAUUUGUGUUCAAAAGUAGGAAAAAAUUUACCACCAACAGUAAUCUAUAUUGGUGAUUGUGAAAAAUUAUUUAAGAAAAAAUUAAAACCGGAAGAAAAACAAUUUGAACCAAAACGCUUAGCUAAAGCGCUGCCAAAAUGGCUUAAGACAAUCAAACCUGGAGAUCGAGUCUUACUAGUUGGAAUAUCGCAUGAACCUUAUCAAGGUGUUGUUAAACCAAUGAUGAAAAUAUUUCCACGCGUUAUUCUGCUGCCACGUCCUGAAUAUGGAACUCGCUUAUUAUUAUGGAAAACAUUAAUAAUAAAAUAUGGUGGUAUCAUAACGCCUGCAUUAGAUAUAACAUCGUUAGCAAAACUAUCGGAUUCAUAUGCUCCUGGACAUAUUCAUAAUACCAUUGUUGAAACAUUAACUGAACGACGUCUAGCUAAAAUGGCAAAACAUCCAUUACAAGCAACUGACUUUAUACCUGGCUUAGCUCAUCAUAAUGCUAUUUACAAAGAGGAAGAAGAUGCUUACAAGAGCUGGUGGAAGAAAACUCCAUUGGGUAAAAAACGUGAGAGAUUUUUAGACGAGCUCGAAUCGGGUGAAGGCGAUGGCAAAGGGAAAAAAGACAAAAAAGGUGGUAAAGGCAAAAAAGGUGGCAAAGGCAAAAAGAAGAAGAAAUAA
Molecule: messenger RNA, 2514 nt
Organism: Rotaria socialis
Lineage: Eukaryota; Metazoa; Rotifera; Eurotatoria; Philodinida; Philodinidae
Source: the annotation of a GenBank genome assembly